This is a messenger RNA of Scedosporium apiospermum, 513 nucleotides long. RefSeq lists its product as uncharacterized. Lineage: Eukaryota; Fungi; Ascomycota; Sordariomycetes; Microascales; Microascaceae. The transcript is spliced from 2 exons. The record is from RefSeq and is a predicted model, not a curated record. Bases 1 to 513 code for a protein of 170 amino acids.
AUGACCUCCUCCUUCUCCUCCUCUCCCCUCCCGGCGGCACCAACCCAUCGAAAGCCACACCAGGAAACAUCCCUCCACCAAAAGGCAUCGCAGGCAUCGCCUCCAUGCCAUUCAUCCCAUUCACACCCGCCGGCAUCGGCACAGGCGGCGGCAUCUCCCGCCUCCCCUCCCUCCUCCUCUCCCUCCUCAGACACCGCCUCCUCCCCGACCCAGCUCGCCGCCGUCUAUAUAUACUCCCAUGACAAUGUUGCCGUCUCCGACCCGUCGACCCACGGCACUUAUGAUGAGAGUGCCCCUUCUCUUUGUGGUGAUGCUUCUUCGUACAAGUAUGUGUAUUCUAUGGCGGAGGCAGAAGUAGAGGAUGAGGACGAUGAGGAGGGAGGCGAAGAGGAGGCCGAAGAUCCAGGCUAUUGCUGCUUUGGGGGAGGUUGCGCGGCGGAAGAGCGUCUUGCGGGAUUCGGAUGGGUUGGCUGGGAAGGUUGGAAGUUGGAAGGCUGGAGAGAGAUUGAUUGA